Molecule: messenger RNA, 1044 nt
Organism: Rotaria sp. Silwood2
Lineage: Eukaryota; Metazoa; Rotifera; Eurotatoria; Philodinida; Philodinidae
Source: the annotation of a GenBank genome assembly
AUGAAAUCAAACUAUGAAUAUAAUUGGAAUCAACAACAAGCUGAUCUUUAUUCAAGUGGAGAUACAUCCUUACAUUCUGUUCAUGGAGAAAUUCAUGCUGGACCUCAUUCAAUACCAGCACAUACUGAUAAUGGAAUAGAUCCUAAUCUAUUAAAUAAUAAUAAUAAAAAUAAUGAUGAUUCAGGUGCAUUUGUUACUGCUGGAACAGCUGGUCAACAAGGAUUUGAUGUUCGUACAUUAGGUUUAAGUGAACAAGAAUUAAAAGCAACAGGUUUACAUCCAUCAUUAACUCAAAAUGGUCGUCAACUUCCAUUAGAUCAAUAUAAAAUAAAUUAUGAUCCAAAUCCAAUUAUUAUUCGUAAACAAAUUCCUGUCGAAAUGCCUACUUAUAAACAACAGGUCAUUGUUCGAUAUCUUCGACCUCCAACACCACCUUCACCAGGUCCAUUGAUUAUAAAAGAAAUUCGAGAACCUCAGCCAGCUGCAGCUCCACCAAUUGUUAUACGUACACGAGCACCUCGAGAAAAAACACCGCCACCAAUAGUUAUUCGAGAAGCUCCACCAAAUCUACCUCACAUUGAUACUAAUCCACAAUAUGUCACACGCGUUGUUCGUAAUAACGAAUCAUCAUAUUCAUCUCCUCCUUUUCGUCAACAACAACAACAACAACCAAGACAAUAUCAACAAUAUCAACAACAACAACAACAACAACAAUAUCAGCAACAAAAACAACAAUAUCAACAACAACAGCAACAGCAAUAUCAACAAUAUCAGCAAUAUCCACAACAAAGACAACAAUAUCAACAACAACAACAACCAUAUCAACAAUAUGGAUCAUUUGACAAUGCUGCAGUCAAUUAUGAUCAAUUUAAUGAUAUUCAAAUUGGAAAUCAAUAUGGUAGUGGACUAAACAAUUUUGGAGGGCAACAACAACCAAAAUGGAUUACAGAAGUUGUAUCAAGUAAUGGAACAACAUCGACAGCUCCACCUCAUAUUUUAGAUGAUGUUUAUCGAGCACUUAACAAUCAAUUACCACGUGUAUAA